Ascoidea rubescens DSM 1968 is the source of this 249-nucleotide messenger RNA. RefSeq lists its product as uncharacterized. The transcript has a single exon. The annotation marks the transcript as partial. The record is from RefSeq and is a predicted model, not a curated record. Lineage: Eukaryota; Fungi; Ascomycota; Saccharomycetes; Ascoideales; Ascoideaceae.
ACUCCUAUCACCAAUAAAGCAACUGCGUAUUCAAACAUCCUCACAAAAUUUGAAAAUGGGUCUGAUCUACGGGCUAACAAAAGAAAAAAUAUUUCAACAACAAUUAUUAUAAUCCCACCAUACAAAGGGAAGUUAAGCAAAACAUUUGAGGAAGUAGAAGAUCCUAUUAGUUUAGCUCAAUUUUUUGCGAUAAGAGCAGGCUCAGCAAAUGAAUAUAAGAUUAAAAUGAACUAUUUUGGUAAAUAUUAA